UGCUGACUUGAUGAACAUGUAUAAAUAUGUUGAGCUGGGAGAUAUGUUUUAGGACAUGGGAUAAGUAAUUACAAGUUCAUUGAAAAUGAAGGACUUUGUUAUACUAAGCUUUCUUCUGGCUACAGAUCUUCUCUUCUUUCCUUGUUCAAUUACCGCUCGAGAAUUAACUACAGAAGGAGAGACACCUAAAGAGCUAAUUACUGAAAGACCACCGUAUAGCAGUAUGAAGCCUUACAUUCCUCGUUGUCUUCGCCAUAGUAAGUUCUGCAGACCCUCGUCACCUCCGCCACCAUCUCCGCCGCCACCAUCUCCGCCGCCACCACCUCUUUGUCAAUUACCACCAUCUCCUGCUCCACCACCACCACCCAAAUUUCAUCGUAAGAAACGCCGCCACGUACGCGGGUGCCCUCCUCCUGAAGGCCCUUAAAAUUAAUUAGAAACAAAUUGGUAGUAAUAAAAUACUACGUACGGUAUAAGCUCCUGUGUCUUGAUUUAGAUGUUAACGUAUGUACAACUGGUAUUAAGAAUAAAGGGGUGAAUCAAAUGAAUAAACAAGUGAUAAUGUUUGCUUUCGUACACUAGCAAGCAUGUAUUUCUACUAUUUUAUUUUUUAAUAAGGAAACUGAUAAUGUUAAUUGA
This is a messenger RNA of Humulus lupulus (European hop), 639 nucleotides long. Its product is annotated as formin-like protein 14. The transcript is spliced from 2 exons. The coding region runs from base 86 to 427 and encodes 113 amino acids. Lineage: Eukaryota; Viridiplantae; Streptophyta; Magnoliopsida; Rosales; Cannabaceae. The record is from RefSeq and is a predicted model, not a curated record.